UGAGAAUAUAAAUGUUUAAGAAUUAAAAAUGUAAGAAAAUUAAGAUGGAGAUGAGUAAACUUCUUCACAGUCCUAUUCUCAAGGGGCUGACUAUCCCAGUUUACCUCUUCUACUCCUUCAGCCAUCUGGGUUUUCACAUUUUCGAUCAUAUUAGGAAAAGAGAAGAAGAUGAAUUGUUGUGGGUAUCAACUGUGAAGAUACUAUGCUCAGUGUUAGAUGUAGCUCUACCGGUGAUAGCAGCUCUAGAACUCAACUGGAUGCUCAUUAUCGUACAAUGCUUGUGGAUUCCUCUACUAAGUUGUUUAACAAAUAACUACACUUUCACCAACAUCUUCUCAACAAUAUUCUACGGAACAAGUGCAGGAAUAUUCUCGGUUCUUCUGCUGAUCAAGGGGAUAGUAGUGAUGAGGAAACUAAAGGAAAGACGAGGAGUGGUGACAGAAAACUUGACUUGUAUGGAAUACACAGCAUAACAAGACAAAUAUAACAAAUGUCAAAUUGAAUUAAAAUAAAUAAUUUGAAUCUAAAAAAUAAUAUU
Eurytemora carolleeae is the source of this 538-nucleotide messenger RNA. RefSeq lists its product as uncharacterized. The record is from RefSeq and is a predicted model, not a curated record. The coding region runs from base 45 to 473 and encodes 142 amino acids. Lineage: Eukaryota; Metazoa; Arthropoda; Copepoda; Calanoida; Temoridae. The transcript has 6 exons.